Neodiprion fabricii is the source of this 3014-nucleotide messenger RNA. RefSeq names its product serine palmitoyltransferase 1 (gene Spt-I). Bases 720 to 2138 code for a protein of 472 amino acids. Gene Ontology annotation, cellular component: endoplasmic reticulum. Lineage: Eukaryota; Metazoa; Arthropoda; Insecta; Hymenoptera; Diprionidae. Gene Ontology annotation, biological process: sphingosine biosynthetic process; ceramide biosynthetic process. Gene Ontology annotation, molecular function: serine C-palmitoyltransferase activity; pyridoxal phosphate binding. The transcript has 2 exons. The record is from RefSeq and is a predicted model, not a curated record.
GUGCAGUGAUUGUAUAAACUGAAGAAACUGGUCACUAAAAUUCACCCAGGGAUAUCCGUCUUUCCAUUCUUCAGUCAACGUACAAAUAUACCUCCCCGCCCAGCGGUGAUCUCAACGUUUUGAUUGUCGAACACAUAGGUCCGGUUCUAGCUGUUCUCUGCCGUGUAAUUACGCCUUUAGCGGCUUGAGCUGGGCGCACAGUCAGCACAGACCGCGCAGUCUAUCUCUCUAAGCCUGUGGUGGCACUGCGGAUUGAAUGUGCAUUUCCAACAUAACCAACUUGUUCAAAAAAUUGGGAUCUCAUGUGUAUACGAAACUACGCACAACUUGGCAAACCGAUAUCACACGCAUAGGAUGAUCGUACAUCAAGGCGUCAACGUAUAGAAAGAAUGGCAGGCUACGAAAGCAAGUUAUAAUUAAACCUACAAGGCUUCGUAAUUGACAUACGCGAGCCGGGGCGAUUUGGCCUUGGGCGCUUAUCAAAUACGCGGUGUCCCAAGUAUGUAUGAUUGGUCAACUUCAGCCAUUUUUCCGUUGAGUCGAGUCCCGUAGAAUCGAGUCCCGCAAUAAGCCUAAGAAAUUUGUACGUAUACAUUGAGUGUUUGACUAUUAAACUGUACUGAGUACUGCACGUCGUGUGGAGUAACAAGCACUGGCGGCUAUUGUGAUCGCAAUUUGGAGGGUUAGUGAAUUUGGAAGCAGUGUCCGAAACAAUAACAAUGUCUUCUAAAUUCAUAUUUCUCGAGUCAGUGGAUUUGCUGAGUACUAUACCACAAUACCAUCUUGUAUUAGGAACAUUUCUGUUACUCUGGGUUGCAUGGCUGACUGUCAAAAGACGAUAUAAUAACCGCCAAUUGCCGGAAUUGUCCAACGAUGAGGUGGAAAGAAAGAUAGCUAACUGGCAACCAGAGCCAUUGGUGAAGCCGAUCGAAAAAAAGUAUCAUCAUGCUCUAAAACCGAAAUUAGUCUCAACUAAAGUUGGCAAAAGGAUUACUGUUAAUGGCAAGGAUUGCCUCAACUUAGGGACACACAAUUACCUAGGCUUUGUUGGUUCGUCAGAGAUUGAGGAUACCGCUAUCGCAGCAAUUGAAAAAUAUGGAGUUGGUUCUUGCGGACCCCGAGGCUUUUAUGGCACUGUUGACGUCCAUUUAGAAUUAGAGGAAAAGUUGGCCAAGUUUAUGGAAUUAGAAGAGGCUAUUGUUUACUCUUAUGGGUUUACCACAAUUGCUUCCGCCAUACCAGCGUACUGUAAACGCAGAGAUUUGGUGUUUGUUGAUGAAAAGAUCAAUUUUUCUAUUCAGAAAGGUCUUGACGCUUCAAGAUCCAACGUUAAAUACUUCAAGCACAAUGACGCAGAUAACUUGAAAAAUUUAUUAACGCAGCAAGCUGAGGAGGAAAACAAGAAUCCUAAAAGAGCUGCCAAGACUCGAAAGUUUCUAAUUGUUGAAGGAAUUUAUAUGAAUACUGGAGAAAUUUGUCCAUUGCCAGAUUUGGUAAAAUUAUGCAGAGAAUACAAACUGCGAAUAUUCAUCGAUGAGUCUAUCUCAUUUGGAGUUCUUGGUAAACAUGGUAGGGGAGUUACGGAGCACUUUGGAGUCCCCAGACAUGAAAUAGAUAUGAUCAUGGGUUCCUUAGAUUGGGCUGUAGCAUCGAUCGGAGGUUUCUGUGUCGGUUCAUCGUACAUCAUAGAGCACCAGCGGCUGUCGGGCCUUGGAUAUUGCUUCUCUGCUUCUCUUCCUCCAUUUUUAACAUCUGCGGCAACAAAGUCACUUCAAAUAAUGGAACGUAACCCUGAAAUAUUUGAUACGCUCAAACAAAAAUGUCUGCAGUUUGAUGCCCGACUUAAAGAAUUAACCAGUUUUUGUUUAUCGGGAUUUGCUGAAUCGCCAGUUAAGCAUUUGUAUCUCAAAGAGAUACCGAACCAUGCAGAUGAGUGGGAACUACUAAAUCUUAUCUCAGAUAAGUGUAUUGACAACAAUAUCGCUGUUAUAGUAUCUGCAUAUCUCGAAACGGAGACAACUCCACCAAGAUCAAGCUUGAGAAUUUGUGUCUCUGUAGUUUUAGAGGACGUGGAAAUUAAACAUGCAUGUCAGGUAAUAGAAAAGUGCACUGAAGCAGUUUUGUCAUCUGUAAAGUAAUGAAAUUAUAAUCAGACAACUUUGAUUAAUUCCUUUGAUGACUACUAGAACAAAGUUCACCGUUUCAUGUCGUAGUAAUUAAUAUUUUAGUCAUGUAUAUCAUGACAAUCCAUUUGUUUGUCUAACGAGCUUGUUGUACACCAUUGGAAUCCAGGAUCAAUAUUCUUUUAUAAAAUCUCAAUUAAUUAAUUAUUUUCAAGCAGAGCUUGAAGAUAAUCGAGUUUGCUAUCACAACUGUAUCCAUUCCUGAAAUUCAAAGCUUUUCAUGACAAUUCUCUGUCUAUAAAGAUUUAUAAAUCAUAUUAUUUUUCGUAGCUUAAUUAAAUAUCAUUAUAAUCAAGGUUACAAUGCACUGAAAAUCUCUCAAAUAACAACUAACGUGUCAGUAUCGAAUCAGUUGAAUUUCAUCGGUGGUCAUUAAGUGAAUUUAUAAUAUAUUUCUGACAACUACUUACUGCCAGCUAAUGAAAUUCAAACAAUUUGAUGUGUACACUCGCAGUAUACGAUUUUCUGGGAUUAUCAGUAUAACUAUUAGCAUAUCGGUAAAAAAAUUAUUUUUGAAAAGUAAGAUAUUGUUGCACGAUGCACAUUGAUUAUACAAAAAUUCAUUAUUUAAGUUAGUAAACAGGAAUUUAUGCACAACUUAUCACACAAUCUGAUGAUAGAUGCUACCUAAUUUAUAGUCUAUGUUUAAAUCGUGCAAUAGUUACAGGCCUUUUAAGAGUAAUAAAUUAUUGAUAUCUGCUUGUGAUAUGUGACAUUGACUGUACAAUUUCAGUCAAUAUAUGCGGAUACGAUGUGAUUCCUCACAAUAAGAUGUGUAUAUCUGUUUACAUGUACGAGUAUUUAUAUUUAAUAAAGAGAGAAUAUGUUGAA